Messenger RNA from Colletotrichum acutatum, 1443 nucleotides. RefSeq names its product kelch domain-containing protein. The annotation marks the transcript as partial. The transcript is spliced from 5 exons. The record is from RefSeq and is a predicted model, not a curated record. NCBI's taxonomy places the organism in Eukaryota, Fungi, Ascomycota, Sordariomycetes, Glomerellales, Glomerellaceae. Gene Ontology annotation, molecular function: protein binding.
CAGAGCAUCGGGCAAUGGAGCGCCCUGGUCAAGUUCCCGGUCGUACCGGUUGCCGUGGCUUUAUUGCCCAAGACUGGGGAGUUGCUGGCGUGGUCUUCUGGUUGGAGAAACCGCUGGACAUUCCCCGGUAACGGAAAGACAUACACCUCGAUUUACAACCCAUACAGCAAGGAAGUCACUGAGGCCCUGGUCGAGAACACACAGCAUGAUAUGUUUUGCCCGGGCAUCUCCAUGGACGCCGAUGGCCACAUCAUCGUCAGCGGAGGCUCCACUGCCGCCAAGACGAGUAUCUUUGAUGAAGACACCAACUCUUGGGCCGCCACUGGCGACCUCAAGAUCCCUCGUGGAUACCAGUCGAGCACCCUCACUUCUGAUAACAAGGUCUUCACCAUUGGCGGCUCGUUCCGUGGUGGUGCCCAAGGAAAGCAAGGUGAAAUCUACGACACCGUGAGCAAGGAAUGGAAGAAGCUCGACGGGUGCUCGGUGACGCCCAUGUUGACCCAAGAUACACGUGGCUCUUUCCGGGCCGAUAGCCACGCAUGGCUUCACGCGUGGAAGGAUGGAUACGUUUUCCAGGCCGGCCCCAGCAAGGCGAUGAACUGGUACUCCACGCGGGACUCGGGAAGCGUCAAGGGUGCUGGAAACCGAGGAAGUGACAGCGAUGCCAUGUGCGGCGUUAAUGUCAUGUACGACGCUGUUGCCGGAAAGAUUCUCACCGUAGGAGGUGCUCCGCGCUACGACGGCGUUGCGUCAACCGCCAACGCCCAUGUCCUUACCAUCGGUGAGGCUGGCGGUGCUGUUGAGGUUGAGAAGCUUGAGAACGCCAAGUACAACCGCGGGUUCGCCAACGGUGUCGUCCUUCCGGAUGGCAAGGUCUUCAUUGUUGGUGGCCAGAGCCGUACCGUACUCUUCUCGGACGCCAACCCGCAGCUUUUCCCCGAGAUGUGGGAUCCUGCUACCAAGAAGUUCACUACACUCAAGUCACAUACCACCCCCCGUAACUACCACUCAGUAGCCCUUCUGAUGCCUGAUGCGACCAUCUUCUCUGGCGGCGGUGGUCUUUGCAACGGAUGUACCGCCAAUCACUUUGACGGGCAGUUCUUCUCGCCGCCCUAUCUCUUUGAAACCGACGGGCAAACUCUUGCCAAGCGCCCUGUCGUUUCCGAGCUCUCGAUCUCCGAGUGCAAGGCCGGCGACAGCUUCACCAUUACGAUGGAAGAGGCGGCGAACUACACCUUCUCGAUGAUUAGAAUGGGUACUUCGACACACGCAGUCAACACCGACCAGAGACGUUGCCCUCUAGAGGCCCAGGCCAACGAUAAACAGUAUACCGUGACUGUUCCCGGAGACGCCGGCAUCGCACUCCCUGGCUACUGGAUGUUGUUUGCUGUGAACGAAGCAGGCGUUCCUAGCGUUGCCAAGACCUUCAGAGUUGCAGUGUGA